Spirodela intermedia is the source of this 7336-nucleotide messenger RNA. NCBI's taxonomy places the organism in Eukaryota, Viridiplantae, Streptophyta, Magnoliopsida, Alismatales, Araceae. The record is from the annotation of a GenBank genome assembly.
AUGCUCGGGGUGGAGGAGUCGAAGGCGCUGCUCUCCCUGCUGGGCGCCGACCAGCGGCCUCUGAGCGAGGUGUCGGCAGAUUUCAGCUCUCAGUUCCCCCGGGAUGUCCGCUUCAGGGCGUGCUGUUCUCUCGCGCUCCUUCUCGAGGUUGGCACGAAUCUCCGGCUUCCUUCGUUAGGAGCUCUUCUGUGUCCUCAUGUUUGGGGAGUAUUGCUUUCGACUGUUGUUUUCUACCCGGCGAUGGUUGUUUUGUCUUCUAGGGUUUUACGUUCCCACAUUUCUUCGAGUAUCUUUUUGUUUAGAUCUGAGGUGAAUAGGUUCCUGCGCCUAACGGGAUGGGCGAUGACUUUGGCCUUGAAAUGAUACAUUCUGUAGUCUGUUUCUUUAAAAUUGACUGCUGAGUGGUAAUGCUGUUUCAUUUGAAGCCCGUGAAGUCAUCAUUCAUCAACACGGAACAUAUAUUCGGUUGAAGAGAGUUACCUACCCCCUCAAUCAUGGAACUAGAAUUAUUAACUGGUGCAAAAGCAGGAGAAUUAAUAAUUCGCCUUACCUCCUUAAAAAACCUGUUCUAAACAUAUUUCUCCGACCAUCUUUCGUCUAUUUCAAACUAUCAAAACUGUUUCGUCGCGCUUCCUCUCUUACUGGUUGGCCAACCCUUCAUUGACUGUCGAUAUUUCUUACAUGAAAUUGGAUCUUAAUGAAUUUUCUUUUGAUAGCUAUUUAUUUCGCGUAAGUCACUCGAAUGACGGCUGAAACUGUCACGUUACACGAGUCUGGCAGGACUGAGUCGUGAUCAUCGGGUUCAACUAGUAUCUUAUGGCUACAUCUGUAGAUAUUCCCUAUUGACGUCUUGUUUCUGUUUUUAAAACCAAAGAAUGUGCAGCCAAAUCAUGGUAACAUGGAGAAUCAUAUUACGAGAAGAAGAAUGGAAAACUGAAGAACGCUAGAGAGGGAGAGGAUGAAAAAAAACAGACGAAUCAACGGCCUUGGUUAACGAUCAAAUAUUUUUUAUUGAAACAUGUUGAAUCAUCGUCUUUCAGGCUCAUAUUUUUCUUUAUUUUUGUUAUCUCCUGUCAAUUUCACGAGAAAAACAAUUAUUCUGUUAAACUAUGAAGACUUGAAAUGCCUGUGGGACGAAAUAAAAUUAUAAGAGAACACUUGUCAGCCUAUGAAAAAAAGGUUUUUCUUGAACAAGAAAUUUACUCUGAUAUAAAUCUGCUGUCUGAAAGGAGUUCAAGUGCUGGGGUUGGUGACAAUUUCUGAAUUUUUUGGUAGACCUUUUAAUAGCCUUUGAGGAAAACUUUGAUAUGAUCAACUUUAUGAAAUGAAACCUGGCACGCUUAUUUCCGAUUUACAUUUUAAAGUUUAAAAUUAUUUUAUGAGUGGUGCUUUGUGUGGCUUGUGUACUGAUUGGUAGUAUUGAAAAUAUAACAUUAUUGGCUAUUUGUGAUUUAUGGAUUCUUGUUGUUUUGAUUGAAAAUAUAAUAUUAUUAGCUAGGAAAUGACACUUUGAUCGUGUAGUUUUCUUAGAGCAGUUGAAAUAUCGAAGUCAGAGGAAGUACGAAGAUAUCUUCACGUGAAGCCUUCUUGCAUCUCAUCUGAUGUUUGACAGUGGCUAUUUUAUUACUCUAAUCAUUUUUUGAUGGAUGGCCCAGUAAAAGGUUAUAUGCAUGUAUGUGCGCAAGAUGGUGUACAUGGGGAAGGAUCUGGCUGGGACAACGGGUUUUAAGAUUAGGAAAACACUGGGCUACUUAGGUUCCCAAAGAAUGAAUAUAGAAUGAUGGGCUGUUUUUAAGGCUCCCGACACUACUUACUUUCUUUUUAUGCUUCAUCUAACUACAGAUGAUCCGUAAAUAAUAUUCGUUGACGUUGAAAUUUUUGUUGAAUGGCAAGUAAUAGACCAUAUUUUUUUACUUUUGCUGAACCCAGCUGCUGUUUGGUGUUUUUUCCUCCGAUUAAUUUCAGAUGACUACUAUGAUGUUAUGUAUUGGUCAUAAUUUUCAUUUAUGCUUGUUGAUGAUUGGAUGUUGUUAUGCAACGGUUAGUCUGUAACUGCAUUUAAUAUGUGCUCUCUUUCUCCAGUGUGAUUUUAUUUUAUUUCUUCACAUUCCUUUGCUGGUGGUGCAACUUGGUCUCAUGUCAAUUAAUUGGAAAAUUGUGUUCAGGAUAAGAAGAUGCUCAAGCCCAGUCAGCGUUUGGUUGCGUUUGCUAUUUUGCAUCAGGCUUAUGUAUCUCAACCGCCAUUUUCAAGUCCGUUCAUAUCUUUUUUGAUAGACGUAAGGAGAUUUCAUUUGUGCUCAGAUGGUUUAAAUUGGAUUUUUUGUGAAGGUUUUUACCUAGUUAAUGAACCACAUAAUAGAAAAAAAUGUACGGGAAAUGGUGAAGUGGAUGCCGCUACAUUAUUUACUCGGAGUAUUUUAUUAGAAAUGGCCGCUACCUCUCAGAUUAAGAUUUGUUCAUCCUAUUGUUUGUGUGUGUCUGACAGGCAGCUUGUGAGGAAGCAGCGGAGAAAUUUGAAAGGACGUUUAUCCUUCUCAUGCUGGGAUCUAUUGCAACAAAUGGCAAUAAAGAGGUUCUGGACGCUAAUUUCGUUCAUUCUAGAAGUACAGUUGUUCAUUUGAAUUUUUAAGCGAAUAAUUGAUAGAUCUAGGCCACUGAAGAUAGGGAUUCCUUUUUCAAAAGCAAUAUCUUUGUACGAAGUCUAAACAGGAUUCCAAGAUCAAACUGGGUUUCUGUCCUCUUUUAUUUCCACUUUGCAAUGUGCUCAUUUUGACAGUGAGAGUUCUGGUUCCAACCAGGAAAAUAGUCUUGUCAAAAGAAUGAUGAAGAGAGCAGACAGAUGAAGGUGUCUGGUUCUUGUAAUCCAUUUUUUUGUGUACUUGACGGAUUUUGGUGCCCUAACAUAAUUAAGUGAGAAAGCAGCUAUCAGAUGAUCUUUCAGUCAAGAGUACAGAUGAACUUAUGCAAUGCUCUGGCAAAGAGAAGGUUAUAUUUGUGUUCUGAACGUGACAUAUGAUGUCAUCAUCGCAGUCAUAUUGUUUGAAGUGAGUAUGUGUUAGUUGGAUCUAGUUUUUUGACCAGUUUGUGUUAGUUGCCUUGUUCUGUGAGGUGGAGUAUUACGAAUUUGUGAAUGUGUCAAGUUUCUAAAUAGUUUGGAAAUUUAAUGCAAACAUACAUAAACGUUCCUAGAUGAAUGCCAAUAUAUAGAUCGACGUCAUAUUUUUUGGUUGUUUAUGAUAAUCCUGGUUUGGGUACAUCUUUCACCCUCUCCAUGUUUGGUUAACUCUUAACUCUAAAGGUGUAUGGACUGUCUGGUGAUUCUGGCCCAGUAGUAGUUAGACAAUGGAUGCAAGUGAAUUACACAGAAUCCGGCCGUGGAGAUUGAUUGUGAUCGAGAAACUGAUCUUAAGUGACAAAUGUUUUGUGCAAAAUGAGUGCUUUUCAAAUUAGGAUGAAAAGUCAAGUAUUAAAUCCGAAUAAUAAAUCCAAAAACAGAGGCCUAAUCUGUGGAUUUACAGAUUAAUUUUAUUAUUUGACAAAAUCCUGUGCACCAUGUAAAUAAUCGAAUUGCUUGCUGUUGAAAGGUGAUAUGUCAUGCCUCAGUGAUAAUCCCUUUUCUUUUUCGUUUCUAUGAGGUUAGAUAAGUCCAUUGGUGUAUCAGGAUCUGUUGAGUACUAACUAAUCAGGCCUGAGUAGAAUACGAGGUUAAUUUAGAUCAUAAUUCGUUCAUCUUGAUAUGAUUUUUCCUUGAAAAUAUUGCAAAAAGAAAAUAGAAUAGAAGCCUUGGUUGCCAUGUCAUACUAAGAAUCUAUUAGAUCCACUUUGUGAGAUCUAAAAGAUGAAAAGGGAGAAGAGGACUCAUUCUCUUCGUCCUCCUUUCUUCCCUUUGUUUUCACUCUUGCCACCUUUAUUGCACUACCACCACUGUCUCUUUGUUCCUGUUAAACUUGCACAUAGGCGGCGAAAAACAUGUAUGCCUGUAUGGAUACCCUUGAACGUUUUUUAAGGUCCAUUAAUUAGCGUACCCUCACUGUUUUUCUAUGGAUGGCUAAUAGAACUUGGCUGGGUACUGAUGUUUUUUUUUUUCAAGGCUAAAAUUGAUUUUUUUUAAUAUUUUUUUACUUCACUAAUUCAAUGCUUUGAUUGCCGAGGAUGUUUAGAAGUUAUUUUGGAUUCCCCUUUUUGGUCUCAUCAAUGUUGUCUUUUUUUUUUUUUUUUUGGGACCAAUUCUGGUGACCUACAGUCCUUUUCCUCGUGAUUUCUCCCUGUCACAAUCUCUUUUACUUUCGUUGAGAUUUUUCAUAUUUGCGGAUAUGACUAGCCGUACACAUAAAAUAUUUGUCAUCAUUCAACAUACUCAAAAUCUUGCCGCUUUUUCUCAUUCGUAGAUAGUUGGCUAACCUCAUCUAUUGUGCCAUCUGAGAUUAGGUGAGAGUUAUAGAUCACCAACCCCCUUCCGUCUUAUCUUGGAGACUGUCAUACCUUCUUGUUUUAAUGGCCUGAUUGCUAGUCAUCCACGCCUUCCAUUGUAUCUCCUUCACUGGGGCAAUUGUUGCCGCUUGCUCCACUGUUGAUCAUCCCCAUAUCUCGCAUUUACAAUUCUACAAGCAUUACCCUUUAAGGAAUCCCUUUGAUCUUUACUUGAUUGCCUCAGCUUUUGGCAUCGAGUUCUUCUACAAGCAUUGAAUCUGAAUGGGUAGGUAAGAGAUUCACCCCUUAUUUAGAGUACGGAAUGAUUCCUUACCAUUUCAGACGUCACAAAACUUUUAAUUUACUUCGCAUAAGUUCGAAUAUUAAGAACACUUUCCGCCUUUUUUCUUCCAAUUGGCGUUGUGGCGUUGUGGGUAGGAUUUUUGGCCUGAUUUAUUUAUCAUUUUAAAUAAGAUAUAAUCUCUGCUGACAAAUAAAGAAAAAGAGAUCUAUACUCUCUUUUUUUGUGGCAAAAGUUGUUGGUUUCUUACGGGUCACAUCUACUUGAACGUGCAGGUUCUGAAACAAUCUGCAGUAGACUACAUCAAAGGGUUCGAUCCAUCAGUACACGUGAGUAUAUAAAGACGUCCAGAGAAUUGAUUAGCCUAGCAAAGCACAGCAUUCUCCAGUUGCGGGGGAUAAUUUCCUUUUUUGUUUUUCUCAUCUGAAUCCUUAUAAUUUCUCUGACAUUCUCUCUUUACUUUACUUUCUGAUGGCUACACAGGUGUUAUUGCCUCGCGAACAACUCCUGAGGCAGUUUUCCGUUGGUGAACAGUCAGAACCGUACAGCAGUGUUUUCAGAAACGCUUCUAUUAAAAAUGUCGUAGCGGAUCCGGAUUUACCCUCAGGAUUUGAUGCAAAUUCAGCAGAGUACGGCUACGUUCCAAUCAUUAGACAUUAAUAUUGUAAUUCCACGACAGAAAAAUAAAAGAAAAUAAAAAAAUUUGACUUUUUUGUCGUGGAUUUUCAGGUUCGAAUUCUCUUCAAGAAUUGGAUCCGGAGACAGAGAUGGUGCGAUUGCCGGGCUUCUGUGUAAUCUUUCACUUGAAGGAUUAGAUCCCCAGUGGAUGAGACCACUACCACCUAGGCUCCCUAUUCUUGACGGAGAGGUAGGAAUUCCGAAAGUCUACAUUCGUUUGUUUUGAAGAAUUCCUAUUGACGACAUUUACUACUACUGUCGUCAAUUAUCUCACAGAUGGUGUGGCUGAUUCCGGACAACAGCCACGAUCUCUUGUGGGACUACGGGAUGUGCGCAGACACCAGCCGAGGAGCUGCCGUCAGGGACUUAAUUGCGAAAGCCUUGAAGGGCCCACUCGCUCCAGCCCAACAAGAGGUUCUUGCAGCUUACUGCUUUACUUUAUUUAUUUAUUUAUUUAUUUAUUUUUAUGCAAAAAACGGAGCUUAUUAAUAAUAUGUCUUGCGGAGGUAGGGAAUCAUAUAUAUUUGAUAUAUACUCUUACUUAUUGCAGCAAGUCAUGGUGGAGCUUAAUAAUGAUCCAAAGCUGGUCUAUCACUGUGGGCUGACACCUCGGAAGCUUCCAGUAUGUAAUCUCUUUGGGGGUGUGGGGGCGGGAGGAUAUGUUUUCUGUGCCACGUAUGAAUGUAAAAGAGAUAGGAUUUUGUUUCCAGGAACUUGUAGAACACAAUCCCCUUGUCGCCGUUGAAGUACUGAAAAAGCUGAUGAAUUCUGCCGAGAUCGAAGAGUAAGUUCCCCUUUUCUCACGCUGGGUAUUUCUGGUAUUUCCAUCCGCUUUUAACUGGCUCACGCGGCUCUGCUGUCUACCGCCAGGUAUUUCCGUGUCCUUGUGAGUAUGGACAUGAGUCUGCACUCCAUGGAAGUCGUGAACCGGCUCACGACAGCUGUUAACCUCCCCACAGAGUUUGUACACAUGUACAUCACUAACUGCAUAUCGUCGUGCGAGAAUAUUAAGGUUCCAUGAAGAUCUAAACCCCCCUUCUCUCUUUCCCCUGCUAUAUUUUUUUUCAUCUUAGGUUAAUGAUCAUCAUUACUCUGCUCCUAGUAUGCAUAAUUCUUCUCCAAGUAUCAUCAUAUAUUCUUCUCCAAGUAUUAAAUAUCUUGUCCAAGCAUAUCAUCAUAUUCUUUUCCAAGUGUACAAAUUUCUUGUCCAAGCAAUAUCAUCAUAUAUUCUUCUCCAAGGGUAUAAAUUUCUUGUCCAAGCAAUAUCAUCAUAUAUUCUUCUCCAAGUAUUAAAUAUCUUGUCCAAGCAUAUCAUCAUAUUCUUCUCCAAGGGUAUAAAUUUCUUGUCCAAGCAAUAUCAUCAUAUUCUUCUCCAAGGGUAUAAAUUUCUUGUCCAAGCAAUAUCAUCAUAUAUUCUUCUCCAAGUAUCAAAUAUCUUGUCCAAGCAUAUCAUCAUAUUCUUAUCCAAGGGUAUAAAUUUCUUGUACAAGCAUAUCAUCGCAUUCUUCUCAAAGUGUAUAUCAUCACUGGCAGUAAAUACGCACCAAUUCUAUGCUUCUCUGCACAAUAUUUCAUGCACGAGUAUAUUUACUUUGCUCCGGUAUUCUUGGAAAAUAAUCUUAUUUCUUUCUUUCUUUCUUUUCUCAGGACAAGUACAUGCAGAACAGGCUCGUGAGAUUAGUAUGCGUCUUCCUACAGAGCCUCAUCCGGAACAAAAUCAUCAACGGUGAGUCAUCAUAGUUGACCCGGGCACCGCCAUUCGGUGAAGAAAGCACAGAAAACUAUGCCUUUUGAUCCUUUUUCUUCUUCUUUUUUUUUUUUAUGUGGCCGGUUCUCUUCUUGUGCGCAGUUCAAGAUCUCUUCAUCGAAGUGCAGGCGUUCUGCAUCGAGUUCUCGAGGAUCCGCGAGGCGGCCGGCCUGUUCAGGCUCCUGAAGACCCUCGAAUGA